GCGCUACGUCCGUGUGCUCGGGCUCAAGGUUGGUGGAAGUCGCGCUUCGCUGGUUAGUCCUAGGCUGGCGCGGCGCAGUUUCUCUGUUACAUGUCUUGGAGUUAUGAGGAGGUUUCUGUUAUUAUAUGCUACACAGCAGGGACAGGCAAAGGCCAUAGCAGAAGAAAUAUGUGAGCAAGCAGUGGCACAUGGAUUUUCUGCAGAUCUUCACUGCAUUAGUGAGUCCAACAAGUAUGACCUAAAAACCGAAACAGCUCCUCUUGUUGUUGUGGUUUCCACCACGGGCACCGGAGACCCACCAGACACAGCCCGCAAGUUUGUUAAGGAAAUACAGAACAAAACACUGCCGGUUGAUUUCUUUGCUCACCUGCGGUAUGGGUUAUUGGGUCUGGGGAAUUCAGAAUACACCUACUUUUGCAAUGGGGGAAAAAUAAUUGAUAAACGAUUUCAAGAGCUUGGAGCCCGACAUUUCUAUGACACUGGACAUGCAGAUGACUGUGUAGGUUUAGAACUUGUGGUGGAGCCAUGGAUUGCUGGACUCUGGCCGGCCCUGAGAGAGCAUUUUAGACAAGAGCAGAUAAGUGGAGCACUCCCGAUGGCGUCACAUGCCUCCUCAAGGAUAGACCUUGUGAAGUCAGAGCUGCUAAACGUUGAAUCACAAGUCGAGCUUCUGAGAUUGGAUGAUUCAGGAAGAAAGGAUCCUGAGGUUUUGAAGCAAAAUGUAGUGAACAGCAAUCAAUCCAGUGUUUCAGUCGAAGACUUUGAGUCCUCUCUUACCCGUUCAGUAUAUCCACUCUCACAAGCCUCUCUGAAUAUUCCUGCUUUACCCCCAGAAUAUUUACAGGUACAACUGCAGGAGUCUCUUGGCCAGUAGGAAAGCCAAGCAUCUGUGAUUUCAGCAGAUCCAAUUUUUCAAGUUCCAAUUUCAAAGGCAGUUCAGCUUACUACGAAUGAUGCCAUAAAAACCACUCUGCUGGUAGAAUUGGACAUUUCAAAAACAGAUUUUUCCUAUCAGCCUGGAGAUGCCUUCAGCGUGAUAUGUCCUAACAGUGAUUUUGAGGUACAAAGCCUACUCCAAAGACUGCAGCUUGAAGACAAAAGAGAGCACUGUGUCCUUUUGAAAGUAAAGGCAGACACAAAGAAGAAAGGAGCUGCCUUACCCCAGCAUAUACCUGCAAGAUGUUCUCUCCAGUUCAUUUUUACCUGGUGUCUUGAAAUACGAGCAAUUCCUAAAAAGGCAUUUUUGCGAGCCCUUGUGGACUAUACCAGUGACGGCGCUGAAAAGCGCAGGCUACAGGAGCUGUGCAGUAAGCAAGGGGCAGCCGAUUAUAACCGCUUUGUGCGCAACGCCGGUGCCUGCCUGUUGGAUCUCCUCCUCACUUUCCUUUCUUGCCAGCCACCGCUCAGUCUCUUGCUCGAACAUCUUCCUAAACUCCAACCCAGACCAUAUUCAUGUGCAAGCUCAAGUUUAUUUCACCCAGGGAAGCUUCAUUUUGUCUUCAACAUUGUGGAAUUUCUGUCUACUGCCACAGCAGAGGUUGUGCGGAAGGGAGUGUGUACAGGCUGGCUGGCCUCGUUGGUUGCCUCAGUUCUUCAGCCAGACACACAUGCGUCCCAUGAAGACAGCAGGCAAGUCCUGGCUCCUAAGAUCUCCAUCUGUCCUCGAACAACAAAUUCUUUCCACUUGCCAAAUGACCCGUCAAUCCCCAUCAUAAUGGUGGGCCCAGGAACUGGCAUAGCCCCGUUUAUUGGGUUCCUACAACAUAGAGAGAAACUCCAAGAACAACACCCUGAUGGAAAUUUUGGAGCAAUGUGGUUGUUUUUUGGCUGCCGACAUAAGGAUAGGGAUUAUCUAUUCAGAAAAGAACUCAGACAUUUCCUUAAGCAUGGGAUCUUAACUCAUCUAAAGGUUUCCUUCUCACGAGAUGCUCCUGUUGGGGAGGAGGAAGCCUCAGCAAAGUAUGUGCAAGACAACAUCCAGCUUCAUGGCAAGCAGGUGGCGAGAGUCCUCCUCCAUGAGAAUGGCUGUAUUUACGUGUGUGGAGAUGCUAAGAAUAUGGCCAAGGAUGUAAAUGAUGCCCUUGUGGAAAUAAUAAGCAAAGAGGUUGGAGGUGACAGACUAGAAGCGAUGAAAACCCUGGCCACUUUAAAAGAAGAAAAACGCUAUCUUCAGGAUAUUUGGUCAUAGAACCAGAAAUUUAAAGAAGAGAAUUAAGCUUUUUUGACUGGAAGUACUAAAAGUUGUUGGUUUUAUCAGUGCUAAGACACUGAAUGUUCAAAAGAAAAUUUUCUUUUAACAUUUUUUGGAGGAGAUGGAGUGGGGAUUGAAUCAUUUAGCAAUAUAACAACACUUACUGAUUUGAUUUAAUUUACCUCCCUCUAUGCCCUUCUUUUUUUUGAGACGGAGUUUCGCUCUUAUUACCCAGGCUGGA
This is a messenger RNA of Saimiri boliviensis boliviensis (Bolivian squirrel monkey), 2432 nucleotides long. Lineage: Eukaryota; Metazoa; Chordata; Mammalia; Primates; Cebidae. The record is from RefSeq and is a predicted model, not a curated record.